Molecule: messenger RNA, 899 nt
Organism: Nanorana parkeri
Lineage: Eukaryota; Metazoa; Chordata; Amphibia; Anura; Dicroglossidae
Product: complement C1q tumor necrosis factor-related protein 1-like
Exons: 3
Coding region: 114-881 (255 amino acids)
Molecular function (GO): protein binding
Source: RefSeq, a predicted model, not a curated record
CUGUCUUCUUGCUUCAUCGGUGUUGUUGUGAGAUAUGCGAAGAACGGCUGAAUAUAGGAAGUGGCCUGGAAGAGUCAGGAUUUCUCCGCUCAGGAAAGCAGAGAGGACCUGUGAUGCAUUUCCCGGUGCUCAUCGUCUUUAUCUCCGUUAUGUCAGUUGAUGCAGCUGCACCGAAAACUUUCCUAUGGCAAGAAGUCGGGAACCCAUCUUGUGUCCGCUGUUGUGGAGCCCCAGAAGAGGCAGCGGAACCUCCCAAGAAAACCAGAAUUAAGGAGUAUGUGAUGUAUCCUAUGCCGAGGGUCCAGCCACGCAUUGAGAUGAGCAUCCUAAAGGGUGAGAAGGGGGAUGUAGGCGACAAAGGACCUCCAGGCAUCUCAGGAAAAGAAGGGGAACGUGGAACACAAGGGCUUCUGGGAAUGAAAGGUCAGAAAGGUCACGUAGGUCCGCCAGGACACUCCUGCAAGGUCCAGUAUUCUGCUUUCUCUGUUGCCCGUCGUAAAUCUCUGCACAGCACUGAAUAUUUCCAAACAGUCAUCUACGACACAGAGUUUGUCAAUCUUUACCAGCACUUCAACAUGUUCUCAGGGACCUUCGUCUGCUACGUUCCUGGGAUCUACUACUUCAACCUCAACGUCCACACCUGGAACCUGAAAGAGACCUAUCUACACAUCAUGAAGAAUGACCAGGAAACGGCCAUUUUGUACGCACAGCCAAGUGACCGGAGCAUCAUGCAAAGUCAAAGCCUUAUGCUUCAGCUGAAGGAGAAGGACGAGGUGUGGGUGCGGAUGUACAAACGGGAGCGGGAGAAUGCACUAUACAACGAUGAAUCCGAUGUCUAUAUUAUCUUUAACGGAUAUCUGAUCGCACCGGUGGAUGAGUGAUCACUCCGUGGUGUAACC